This is a messenger RNA of Protobothrops mucrosquamatus (brown spotted pit viper), 1964 nucleotides long. RefSeq names its product tRNA nucleotidyl transferase 1 (gene TRNT1). The record is from RefSeq and is a predicted model, not a curated record. Gene Ontology annotation, molecular function: nucleotidyltransferase activity; RNA binding. Gene Ontology annotation, biological process: RNA processing. NCBI's taxonomy places the organism in Eukaryota, Metazoa, Chordata, Lepidosauria, Squamata, Viperidae. The transcript has 8 exons. The coding region runs from base 10 to 1326 and encodes 438 amino acids.
GUUCGUUGGAUGUGGAGUCAUUUCGUUCUUCUGAGCUGUAAAGCAGGCGAAAUCCUUGCUCCCCGCAGCAGAGUAGGGCUCGCAAGCUUUUGUCGGAAUUUCAGAACCAUGAAGAUAGAGUCUUCCGAAUUUAAGUCCCUUUUCACCCCAGGACUGAAGGGCAUUGCAGAAAUAUUUAAUAAAGAAAAUUAUGAACUAAGAAUAGCAGGAGGUGCUGUAAGGGAUUUACUCAGUGGAAUAAAACCACAAGACGUUGAUUUUGCCACUACUGCAACUCCUAGUCAGAUGAAAGAAAUGUUCCAGGCCAAGGGUGUCCGUAUGAUCAACAACAGAGGAGAAAAACAUGGAACCAUCACUGCUAGGCUCCAUGAGGAGAACUUUGAAAUUACCACACUGAGAAUUGAUCUGCGUACUGAUGGGAGACAUGCAGAAGUAGAAUUCACAACUGACUGGGAAAAAGAUGCAGCAAGAAGAGAUCUCACCAUAAAUUCUAUGUUCCUAGGUUUGGAUGGCACUCUUUAUGAUUUCUUCAGUGGUUACAAUGACUUAAAAAACAAGAAGAUCAGAUUUGUAGGAGAAGCCAACCAGAGAAUAAAAGAAGAUUUUUUACGAAUUCUACGCUAUUUCCGAUUUUACGGGAGGAUAGCUGAAAGGCCUGAUGAUCAUGAUGCCAAAACUCUGGAAGCCAUCAAAGAAAAUGCCAAAGGUUUGGCUGGAAUAUCUGGCGAAAGGAUUUGGACAGAAUUGAAAAAAAUUCUUGUUGGGAAAUACGCAAAUCAACUCAUUCAUCUGAUGUAUGAACUUACAGUAACUGAUUAUAUAGGAUUACCUGUUAAUGGGAACUUACAGGAGUUUGACACAGUCUGUAAAAAUGUCCAGAAUCUUUUUCCCAAACCAAUGACCAUUCUAACGUCACUGUUAAAGGUUCCGUGUGAUCUUUCAAAACUGGAUUUAAGACUGAAACUAUCAAAAGAUGAAAAAAACCUGGGGCUAUUUCUGUUGAAGCACAGGAGAGACUUGACCAAAGCUUCCGAUACUACAAUGCCUCUUAAACCAUACCAGGAUUUCAUUUUAGAUGCAAGGGAGUCUUGUGCAACAUCCAGAAUCCAUGAGCUUUUGAAGUACCAAGGAGAAGAACAACUUCUGAAAGAAAUGCAAGAAUGGUCUAUACCUUCUUUUCCUGUAACUGGACAUGACUUAAGACAAAUGGGAAUUUCAUCAGGAAAAGACAUUGGGCCCCUCUUGCUACAGUUACGAGAACACUGGAAAAAAAGUGAUUAUCAAAAGAACAAAGAAGAACUCUUAAGCUAUGUAAAGAAGGUGUGAAAGCAAAUGGUGCUGAAACUAAAUAAUUUUGUAUGAAAUUUCACAUGUACAUGCAUAUUUUAUUGGGUACAUUUCAUUUCUGAAUAUUAGGACUAUUUGUAUUUCAGUUCUAAAACAAAUGGGGUUGUUUUUGUGUUCAUCUGGUUGGUAAUACAUGAAUAACUUUCAUAUUCUUUUACUCAACUAUUAAAUAACUAUUAAAUGUAUGCUUCAAGUUGCACUGACUCACAAACUUGUAUGUAGAUUGACUGACUAUCUGGGUUGUUCAGAAAUGUACUUUGGAUUGGAUUGACUUUAAAAAGCAAGGAAAAAUAAUUUAAGGAAAUUAACAUUGCAGUUGUAUUCCUGUUUAUCCAAAAAUGAUUCCCAUCCAUUCAGUGGAGCCUGACCCUCAGCAAGCAUAUAUCAUCUUGAACCUCAGAGUCAGAUUUUAGCCAGAGCCGAUGCUGUCAAGCAUUGUCAUUUCACUGAAACUCAAAUUACAACAACCACCUAAAGUUUUAGAUACUGAAAAAGAUUUACUAGUUAUUCCAAAAAAACUUUAAAGUAAAAGGAUAGCAUCUCUAAUAUUUAUAUUGAGUUGAGCACUUUUCAUUCAUUUUAUUUCCAUUCACCUGAAAAGAUUCUGAGAACUAAUA